Myzus persicae (green peach aphid) is the source of this 4340-nucleotide messenger RNA. RefSeq lists its product as uncharacterized. The transcript has 16 exons. The record is from RefSeq and is a predicted model, not a curated record. The coding region runs from base 1220 to 3661 and encodes 813 amino acids. Gene Ontology annotation, molecular function: DNA binding; protein binding. NCBI's taxonomy places the organism in Eukaryota, Metazoa, Arthropoda, Insecta, Hemiptera, Aphididae.
UUUCAUGAAAUAUCAUAAUAAAAAUAAAAACAGCAUAAUUAUUAAUUAUGCAGUAAAAUACAAUUUAAAAUUAUAAAUUAAAUGUGUAGCUGAUCAAGCAACUUUUUGGUGUACAGUAAAAACAUUCAAAAUUCAUGAAUUUCCGGGCCCAAAUAAUUACAUCCCUUAGAACCCCCCCCCCCCCGGCUACGGCCUUGAGGGUAUCGAACUAUGAUAGAAACCAUGGCUAAAUUUAUUCAUAUUUAGGUAUGUAAUUAUAUUUAACCAUAACUCAUGAUCGAAACAACAUAGUGACGACCCAUGUCCAUCGCCUAUCCUAUAUUUCUAUUCUACUAUCCAAUAUUGAUGUAACGCAAGCGCAAUAACGAACGAAGAAUGUGUCACAACUUUUAUCCCCUAACCGGUAAGCCGUCGCCUCUCGCGGGCUAGUCUUGUCGUGACGGUAGACGGUUACGCCGCAGUGCCGUGCGCCGCGCUUAGGUCAUAUUGUCGCUUUUCCGCCUUCAGAGAACGUGUGUCGCGCGUCAUGAUCGAUCGAAGUAAAACCUCGUGUUUCGCGCGACGCGUACCGUCAAAGUUUGCGUCGUUCACGAUAUCGUUUAUUGUCCCGUCGAUCACCAUGAGUGCAUGUCGUUGUGCGAUAAUUAUUGGUCGCCGCGUGUUAUUCGUAACCCGUAGAGCGGGCGUUAAAAGUUGUCCCUCUCGUUUUGUAAUUUCGCCGAUCACAUCGCGUGCUCACCAUUGUGCCGCUGUCCGCCGCGUGCGAUCGUUGGGAGGCGAAACAAGUUUAGUUCGCGGAUGCCACAAAGUAAUAUCAUAUUAUUAUAAUAAUAUUAUGUUUGAUUGGAAGUGCUGUCGAUCGCCCCCUUUAACCGUGGACGUUACGACUAUAUAUUUUGACUCAUCUAUAAAUUGUAUUAUCAUCGACGAUGUGUACUCACUCACUCAUACGCUGUCGCUGCCGACGUCGACCUGUAAAUAUCUGUGUUAAUAUAUAGGUCAUUGCUGUUGUGAUUGCUCACUCAAGUAUAGGUACGCAAUCUGGAAAUCAGCGCAUUCGUGAUCAUCACCGCUCACGUGGCUGGUUAGUCAAUUUACCUGAGAUUGUGUUUUUGAUGUCUGUGUAGAUCGAGACGGUGGUAUCAACUCAUCAGCGUUCCCGUUUUGGCAACUUGUUGUAAUUGUGUUUGUUGAGUUGCACUUGUGGGCUGUAUCAACAAUGGAUAAAUCAAAGAAGAAGAAAUCUCCUAGUUUAAAAGUAUCAACAAUGGACAAAUCAAAGAAGAAGAAAUCUACUGGUUUAAAAGUAAUGAACAAAAUUGAAACCAAUAAACUUUUAAAACCUGAACAACGUUUUAUUGGAUUUGAUAAUGAUGAUGAACUGUUGAUAAUUAUUGAGAAUAAGAAAAAAUUGUUAAAAAUGGAAAUUAUAAAAGAAUCAGGUGAACCUAUGGAUGUCAAAGAUCCAUCAAUUGUUAAAAAUAAUCAUGUUAAUAAAAAGAGAAGACAGUCUAAAUCAAGUAUAUCAUCGCCAAAAUCUCAUGUGGUUAAGAAUAAUCAGAGUAAUAAGAGGCCUAAGAAAUACAAUUUACGAAGUAAUACCUUAGAUUCUUUGGAUUUUAAAGUCCCUUCUACUUCAGAAAUUUGUAAUCCAACAUUCAACCUUACCUCUUCUAAAACUAGAAAGGUGCCUCGUAGAGGUAGAAAAAUAAAUGUUGAUAUCAGUGAUGCUAUUUACAAACUUCCACUUGAGCAUGGAUGGAGACGAGAAUUAGUUUAUAGAAAAUCGAGUAAAUCUACUAUUCUUAAUGGAACAGAUAGAAGUGGUGCUGUAUACUAUUAUUCUCCAAGUAACCAAAAACUUAGAUCAUUACGAAAAAUUCGGGAACAAUUGGACAUCUCAGCUGAUAAAGAUCUAACUAUAGAAAACUUUACAUUUUUAAAACAACCAAUUGGCAUGAAUGACCGAACAAAAGAACUGAUCAGAGUUGCAAAUUCUAAAUUAUCUAAAGAAGAUUCUUUUUUUGGCGUUAGACCUAUAAAAUUUGAAACGCCUGUACAGCAGCCACCAUUUGAUUAUGAAUUGUCAGAUGCUGAAAACAACAAGUCUUCAAAUAAAAUAAAAAAUGCAAAGAGCUCCCCAACAUUGAGAUCUAAAGAAGGUAAUUCAUAUACACCUGAAUAUACAUCUGAAGAUGGGCCAGCUAUUAAAUUAGAACCUAAUGUUUCUUCUUCAAAACUUGAGAAUAUUGAUGUAAAUGACACAACCAAUAAAAAAUGGAAUUCAGAAAUUAAUGGUUCAUUAAGAGGAAAAAUGUUAACAUCUUUCGCUCCAAUGCAAUCAGUCCAUUACAUGGUUAAAGCAUUGGGGCAUAUUUUUAAACAUCUGAACACACGUGAGCUUUUAUCAGCUUCUAGAGUAUGUACCACCUGGCAUUUAAUUGCAAUGAAUAACCUCUUAUGGCAGAAUGUACGCUUAGAAAAUUUUAUGGUCUAUGACUGGGAAAGAUUUGUAGACUUUAUUGAUCAACAGAGAACUGGUUCAUUAGACACUAGUUGUAUGUUGAUACCUGUUCAAGUUGAAGAAUUCAAAAGUUUUUGGUCGCGUUUUUCUAUCGCAAUCAAAAGAGCACAAAAAUUAAAAUUCAUUGAAUUGUCUAAAUGUCCUACCCAUGUAGUUGAAGAUAUUAUUUACUCAUUACCUCAAAUUGAAGUACUUAAUGCGACUUCAAUAAAAAAUCCACAUGUACCAAAAAGGACAAAAAACUUCAACGAUCCUAUGCUCCUAAACUUAAUUAAUUUGGGACAAAUGACAAAUCUCACAGAGUUAAGACUAAAAGGUUUAACUGGAAUAAAAAUUACGUCAAUGCCAUCAUUUCAAAAUUUAACACAAUUGAAUAAAUUUUCAUUAACCUCUAUUGAAUCAUUUCCAAAAGACUUCUGUCAGAUUUUCGAGACUAUCACUGAUAAAAUUGAAUUUUUGGAAAUUGGUGAUUGCAAUUGCUUAUCAAAGAAUUUUGCAGUGUCACUAAAAAAAUUUGUCAAUCUGAAAUCAUUGCGAUUAGAAAAUUUGUGUGAUUUACGGGAAACAUUUGUACAUGAUGUUCUUACUGUCAUUAGAAGUCUAGAAAAACUCAAUGUUCUGGAAUUGAUAAACAUAAGAUUCACUAAUUGUGUCAAAGAUGAAUUGGAAAAAUGUGACAGUAUUAAAGCUUUACUGAUUAUUCCUGUUUAUGGGACCAAAUGUGCAUCUGUUAAUUCUAACCUGAUUGAUUGUUUCGAGAAACUCUCCAAUACAUUAACACAUUUAGGUUGGGGAAUUACUCACGAGUUUCUGCGUGUGACAGACAUGUUUUUAACUCAAUUUAAACAGAAUAGGCAUAUGGAUGAUAAUAAUUUAGAAUCAUUCCCAAUCGAUGAAACAACCAACUAUAUACCUAUACUAGGUACAAGAAAGCCCAGCCAGCAGUCAGGAGAUGAGCCUGCUCCCGAAAAAGAAAAAAAGAAGGUCAAUUCAGAUAAGGACAUUACUAUGCUUACAGUUCCCAAUCUAGAGAAAAUGUUAGACACGAUGAUGCCUAAUGCUAAGACUAGGGUAAUUAAGGUUCCCUUUUCUAGAACAGUUAGAACUUAUUUGAGGGAUCAGUUUAAUGAUCUUUGAACUAAAUGUGUAGUAUUCAUUUGUUUAUUUACAUGAGAAACCUUUCAUGCUAUGGUUCUUCUUUUUGUGACCACAAAAAAAAAAAAUUUUGAACUUCAAGGUGGAAAUUAUAACAAUUUCGAUUAUUAGUUAUAAUGUACAUGUAUUAUAUUUUACUAUAUGUUAAAUAAUAACUGAUCAUUAAGCUUAAAUGUUAUCAUACAUCAAAUAGAUUUAUAUUUGUAAUAAUUUUUUUUCAUUUUGUUAAUAAUAUUAAUCUAUUAUUUGAAAAUGUAAAUCUUGCUAUUCAUUGUAUAGUAAUUCAAUUUUGAUUCAAAUCUAAACACAAUUAGGUUCAAAAACUUUUUAAGUAAUAGUUAAAUUCUAUGUACUUUUUAUGAAAAAUAAUUUAUGUAGUAUAUCAUUUUUAAUAAUUAAAAUAAAUAAUUAAAUUUCAAUAACCAACUAUGUAUCUUGCUCAAAUCCCAAAAGAUAACUGUUCAAGUGAUCCAAAAAUAAAAUAAAAACUACGUUUUUGUGCCUAUAAUUGCACUUUAUAUAGGUACAUAAAGGAAAUUGUGUUUCAAGUUUUCACUCAGUAUAAAUUGUUUAUUUUUAAUAACAGCAUGCUGAAGAAAAUAAUUUACUAAAACUUAAUGUAACCUUGUAUGCAUUUACCAUGUAUUAAAAAUUAAAAAUU